Ilyonectria robusta is the source of this 1593-nucleotide messenger RNA. RefSeq lists its product as uncharacterized. Lineage: Eukaryota; Fungi; Ascomycota; Sordariomycetes; Hypocreales; Nectriaceae. The record is from RefSeq and is a predicted model, not a curated record. Gene Ontology annotation, molecular function: protein binding. The transcript has a single exon. Bases 1 to 1593 code for a protein of 530 amino acids.
AUGGACGCCACGUGCAGCCCGCACACUCCAGCUGGUCAAGGAAACAGCACGUUCAACCUGCUUAACCUUCCUCCAGAACUUAUCCAAAAGGUUAUUGACCACGCUGUCUUCGAUGAGGCUGGAAUCAUGAACUUCGCCCUAACAUCAACCCGGUUCUUCUACAUAAUACAAGAGCGUGUUAUGAAAACACGAUAUCCAGACCCUCCUCGUCGACCAUCUUUCAAUUCUCAGGACUUGGAGGCGAUUCAGAAGACUGUCGACUCCUCAGUUUCGCCGCUUAAUACCGCCUGGAAAAUGGAUCGCACCUACGAUGAUCCGUGUCUGAAAAAUUUACGAUACUCUCGACGUCAAACCCCGCUAGUACGCCUUAUAGAACAUUAUCUCCCAGUCAAUCUCGGUGGCCAUUAUGUGGAUGGUAUCUCAAUGGAAGCGACUUAUCAUACCAUAGAAUGGAUGCUCGAUAAGGGCGCUGAUGUCAACAUGGAUUCGCAUCCUAGAUGGUAUCAGGGUCCUUUUGUAAGCGCUAAUGCGAUACCUGGGCCACAUCACCCUCCCUCUAAGCCUCCUCUACACCAUUUAUUAUCGCAACUUCUAAUCAAGGGGAUAGACCACAAUAGAAUUAAUGCUGUGGUUAAACUCGUCUCAUUUCUUUGCAAUAGAGGAGCCGUGAUCCCUGCAGAUCUACAUCGUUACACACAAACCCUUUGGAGAGAAAGCCUACCUGGACUCAUCGAUGCUCCGCCAGGGAUGUUUUCAAUGGCCUUUCUUGCUCGCUUUCCGCCCUCUAUCCUAGAGUCUUUUCUUACCCAAUUCAGUCGUCGAAAUUUCAAUUGGACCUCUCGAAGUCACCAGAGGCCUAAACAGUUGGAUGGUUGGUGGGACGAUGGGAAACUAUCCUAUCUCGGUCAUCAUUGGAGGUUUGAAACUUCUCCUGUGUCAAUUGUGGAGGUUACAUUCAAUAACUUUUUUCAUCCCGAUCUUUAUUACCAAGAUGUCGAGACGUUGGAUGAGAAAGUCAAACUGCUGAUUAAGUUCAAGGCUAUUGACGAAAUGGAGCAAAAAGCGUUUCGUCAACUCGUCGGUGCGGCCCGGGAAAUUGAUGUUCUACGCAAGCAGGCUGGUGGGCUAACCUUUGAACAGCAUGGUAUGGUCUGUUGGUAUAAACUAAGCCGGUUUAUAACUACCUUAGCUGAGCAGAUCUCUAAGCAGGAGAAGCGGGACAAGGAAUACGCAGAAGGUUACAGAUUCCAUGCCUUUACACCUCAGGUCAGAGACAGUGAUAUUGUUUUUCAUUGGAUUUCCCAGACAUAUCACGAGAUAUUUCGAAAGGUGUUUAGCCAGCACGAGCUCACAUACUACGCAGACGAUGCCAUCCAAAGCACAAUCUUUGCCAACGACCCUACCAAGCUCCAACUAGUCAGAGAUUCGGAGACGUUGCGGCAAGCAUUGCGAGAUGAUGAGAAGAUCGCACGUGAUCAAGUAUUACUUGGCUUCAGGGGUAUCUCUCAGAACUGUGACGCGGAAUUUUGGACGGAGUCUACAAGAAAUCUAACGGCUUGGUACAAGAGCUAUUGUCAAAACAACGAGAUUUAG